Drosophila simulans is the source of this 766-nucleotide messenger RNA. RefSeq lists its product as uncharacterized. The record is from RefSeq and is a predicted model, not a curated record. Bases 183 to 596 code for a protein of 137 amino acids. The transcript is spliced from 5 exons. NCBI's taxonomy places the organism in Eukaryota, Metazoa, Arthropoda, Insecta, Diptera, Drosophilidae.
AGUAAUUUGGAUUUAAAUGUCAAAUAAUUCUGUAGAUAUUCUGCAUUAAUGGUUUUUACAUAAAAUUUAUAUUUCUAUUUCCCUUGCUAAAUUCAUAAUGGUGAAAAAUAAUAAUAUUCCAUCGCUUCCUGUAAUUUUCGGAUUUUUAAAUUUUGGAUUUAUUAUCUACGGAUCCCAAUGAGAUGUGCUGCAAUGCCAACCGCCAGAUAUUAUGCGUCUUUAUCGGAGUAUUGGCGAUACUGAUAGCAACAUUAUGUUUAGGAUUCACGUUUUACCGGCUAUGCACGACUGGUAUAAGCCAUUGGGAGGAGGCGUCUCUGGUAGCCUGGGUUUCCAUUAUUUUGGCAGCGAUACCUCUUAUUAUAGGAGCAAUAAAAGAAAUUCCCUAUCUUUUGGUGAUUUGGAUAGUAGUCGCAAUAAUUAGCGGUGUCUCUCUGCUAGUUAUUCAAAUAGAAAUAUUUAAUAACUUUUUUAAUACGGACCCUGAUACAGCCUUUCAUAUUCUCGGUGGUAUGGUCAUUAUAGUUUUCGUAUUAUUGAUCAGCUGUUUUAUAUACUUCCCAUAUACAUAUGCGCGUGAGCUGGAAGGAGAUUAAUACGCAUAAAUUAAAUGAAUCUAAACAAGAUAUAUGUGUUAUACUUUAAAAUUGGAAAAAUAAAAUUACAAUGUGCUUGAAUGCGAACCAAAAGCCUUGUUGCGUGAUAAUUGCCCUGGUUGCGAUUUUUGUUGGAGUUAUAGAGACAUCUUAUGAGUGCUUUCAUUUAG